CCCUUUUCUCAUCAACAGAACCGGGAGGAAGGGCUCUGGUGGGGCUGGCGGUCCCCUGUUCUCCCCGCUCAGGUGCGGCGCUGUGGCAGGAAGCCACCCCCUCGGUCGGCCGGUGCGCGGGGCUGUUGCGCCAUCCGCUCCGGCUUUCGUAACCGCACCCUGGGACGGCCCAGAGACGCUCCAGCGCGAGUUCCUCAAAUGUUUUCCUGCGUUGCCAGGACCGUCCGCCGCUCUGAGUCAUGUGCGAGUGGGAAGUCGCACUGACACUGAGCCGGGCCAGAGGGAGAGGAGCCGAGCGCGGCGCGGGGCCGAGGGACUCGCAGUGUGUGUAGAGAGCCGGGCUCCUGCGGAUGGGGGCUGCCCCCGGGGCCUGAGCCCGCCUGCCCGCCCACCGCCCCGCCCCUGCCGCCCCUGCCGCCCCUGCCGCCCGGUUCCCAUUAGCCUGUCCGCCUCUGCGGGACCAUGGAGCGGUAGCCGAGGAGGAAGCAUGCUGGCCGUCGGCUGCGCGCUGCUGGCUGCCCUGCUGGCCGCGCCGGGAGCGGCGCUGGCCCCAAGGCGCUGCCCUGCGCAGGAGGUGGCGAGAGGUGUGCUGACCAGUCUGCCAGGAGACAGCGUGACUCUGACCUGCCCGGGGGUAGAGCCGGAAGACAAUGCCACUGUUCACUGGGUGCUCAGGAAGCCGGCUGCAGGCUCCCACCCCAGCAGAUGGGCUGGCAUGGGAAGGAGGCUGCUGCUGAGGUCGGUGCAGCUCCACGACUCUGGAAACUAUUCAUGCUACCGGGCCGGCCGCCCAGCUGGGACUGUGCACUUGCUGGUGGAUGUUCCCCCCGAGGAGCCCCAGCUCUCCUGCUUCCGGAAGAGCCCCCUCAGCAACGUUGUUUGUGAGUGGGGUCCUCGGAGCACCCCAUCCCAGACGACCAAGGCUGUGCUCUUGGUGAGGAAGUUUCAGAACAGUCCGGCCGAAGACUUCCAGGAGCCGUGCCAGUAUUCCCAGGAGUCCCAGAAGUUCUCCUGCCAGUUGGCAGUCCCGGAGGGAGACAGCUCUUUCUACAUAGUGUCCAUGUGCGUCGCCAGUAGUGUCGGGAGCAAGUUCAGCAAAACUCAAACCUUUCAGGGUUGUGGAAUCUUGCAGCCUGAUCCGCCUGCCAACAUCACAGUCACUGCUGUGGCCAGAAACCCCCGCUGGCUCAGUGUCACCUGGCAAGACCCCCACUCCUGGAACUCAUCUUUCUACAGAUUACGGUUUGAGCUCAGAUAUCGGGCUGAACGGUCAAAGACAUUCACAACAUGGAUGGUCAAGGACCUCCAGCAUCACUGUGUCAUCCACGACGCCUGGAGCGGCCUGAGGCACGUGGUGCAGCUUCGUGCCCAGGAGGAGUUCGGGCAAGGCGAGUGGAGCGAGUGGAGCCCGGAGGCCAUGGGCACGCCUUGGACAGGCUUCUCUCCACAGACCAUCCCGGGUGGCAUUUGGGACCCAGCUGGAGAAUCCAGGAGUCCUCCAGCUGAGAACGAGGUGUCCACCCCCACGCAGGCACUUACUACUAAUAAAGACGAUGAUAAUAUUCUCUUCAGAGAUUCUGCAAAUGCGACAAGCCUCCCAGUGCAAGAUUCUUCUUCAGUACCACUGCCCACAUUCCUGGUUGCUGGAGGGAGCCUGGCCUUCGGAACGCUCCUCUGCAUUGCCAUUGUUCUGAGGUUCAAGAAGACGUGGAAGCUGCGGGCUCUGAAGGAAGGCAAGACAAGCAUGCAUCCGCCAUACUCUUUGGGGCAGCUGGUCCCGGAGAGGCCUCGACCCACCCCAGUGCUUGUUCCUCUCAUCUCCCCACCGGUGUCCCCCAGCAGCCUGGGGUCUGACAAUACCUCGAGCCACAACCGACCAGAUGCCAGGGACCCACGGAGCCCUUAUGACAUCAGCAAUACAGACUACUUCUUCCCCAGAUAGCUGGCUGGGUGGCACCAGCAGCCUGGACCCUGUGGAUGACAAAACACAAACGGGCUCAGCAAAAGAUGCUUCUCACUGCCAUGCCAGCUUAUCUCAGGGGUGUGCGGCCUUUGGCUUCACGGAAGAGCCUUGCGGAAGGUUCUACGCCAGGGGAAAAUCAGCCUGCUCCAGCUGUUCAGCUGGUUGAGGUUUCAAACCUCCCUUUCCAAAUGCCCAGCUUAAAGGGGUUAGAGUGAACUUGGGCCACUGUGAAGAGAACCAUAUCAAGACUCUUUGGACACUCACACGGACACUCAAAAGCUGGGCAGGUUGGUGGGGGCCUCGGUGUGGAGAAGCGGCUGGCAGCCCACCCCUCAACACCUCUGCACAAGCUGCACCCUCAGGCAGGUGGGAUGGAUUUCCAGCCAAAGCCUCCUCCAGCCGCCAUGCUCCUGGCCCACUGCAUCGUUUCAUCUUCCAACUCAAACUCUUAAAACCCAAGUGCCUUCGCAAAUUCUGUUUUUCUAGGCCUGGGGACGGCUUUUACUUAAACCGCCAAGGCUGGGGGAAGAAGCUCUCUCCUCCCUUUCUUCCCUACAGUUGAAAAACAGCUGAGGGUGAGUGGGUGAAUAAUACAGUAUCUCAGGGCCUGGUCGUUUUCAACAGAAUUAUAAUUAGUUCCUCAUUAGCAUUUUGCUAAAUGUGAAUGAUGAUCCUAGGCAUUUGCUGAAUACAGAGGCAACUGCAUUGGCUUUGGGUUGCAGGACCUCAGGUGAGAAGCAGAGGAAGGAGAGGAGAGGGGCACAGGGUCUCUACCAUCCCCUGUAGAGUGGGAGCUGAGUGGGGGAUCACAGCCUCUGAAAACCAAUGUUCUCUCUUCUCCACCUCCCACAAAGGAGAGCUAGCAGCAGGGAGGGCUUCUGCCAUUGCUGAGAUCAAAACGGUUUUACUGCAGCUUUGUUUGUUGUCAGCUGAACCUGGGUAACUAGGGAAGAUAAUAUUAAGGAAGACAAUGUGAAAAGAAAAAUGAGCCUGGCAAGAAUGCGUUUAAACUUGGUUUUUAAAAAACUGCUGACUGUUUUCUCUUGAGAGGGUGGAAUAUCCAAUAUUCGCUGUGUCAGCAUAGAAGUAACUUACUUAGGUGUGGGGGAAGCACCAUAACUUUGUUUAGCCCAAAACCAAGUCAAGUGAAAAAGGAGGAAGAGAAAAAAUAUUUUCCUGCCAGGCAUGGUGGCCCACGCACUUCGGGAGGUCGAGGCAGGAGGAUCACUUGAGUCCAGGAGUUUGAGAUCAGCCUGGGCAAUGUGAUAAAACCCCAUCUCUACAAAAAGCAUAAAAAUUAGCCAAGUGUGGUAGAGUGUGCCUGAAGUCCCAGAUACUUGGGGGGCUGAGGUGGGAGGAUCUCUUGAGCCUGGGAGGUCAAGGCUGCAGUGAGCCGAGAUUGCACCACUGCACUCCAGCCUGGGUGACAGAGCAAGUGAGACCGUCUCAAAAAAAAAAAAAAAAAAAAAAGAAAAAGAAAAAGAAAAAGAAACAAUAUUUUCCCCAUUAGAGAAGAGAUUGUGGUUUCAUUCUGUAUUUUGUUUUUGUCUUAAAAAGUGGAAAAAUAGCCUGCCUCUUCUCUACUCUAGGGAAAAACCAGCGUGUGACUACUCCCCCAGGUGGUUAUGGAGAGGGUGUCCGGUCCCUGUCCCAGUGCCGAGAAGGAAGCCUCCCACGACUACCCGGCAGGGUCCUAGAAAUUCCCCACCCUGAAAGCCCUGAGCUUUCUGCUAUCAAAGAGGUUUUAAAAAAAUCCCAUUAAAAAAAAAUCCCUUACCUCGGUGCCUUCCUCUUUUUAUUUAGUUCCUUGAGUUGAUUCAGCUCUGCAAGAAUUGAAGCAGGACUAAAUGUCUAGUUGUAACACCAUGAUUAACCACUUCAGCUGACUUUUCUGUCCGAGCUUUGAAAAUUCAGUGGUGUUAGUGGUUACCCAGUUAGCUCUCAAGUUAUCAGGGUAUUCCAGAGUGGGGAUAUGAUUUAAAUCAGCCGUGUAACCAUGGACCCAAAAUUUACCAGACCACAAAACUUUUCUAAUACUCUACCCUCUUAGAAAAACCACCACCAUCACCAGACAGGUGCGAAAGGAUGAAAGUGACCAUGUUUUGUUUACGGUUUUCCAGGUUUAAGCUGUUACUGUCUUCAGUAAGCCGUGAUUUUCAUUGCUGGGCUUGUCUGUAGAUUUUAGACCCUAUUGCUGCUUGAGGCAACUCAUCUUAGGUUGGCAAAAAGGCAGGAUGGCCGGGCGCGGUGGCUCACGCCUGUAAUCCUAGCAUUUUGGGAGGCCAAGGUGGGAGGAUUGCUUGAGCUCAGGAGUUUGAGACCAACCUGGGUAACAUAGUGAGACACCAUCUCUAUUAUGAACAAUAACAGUUAAGAAAAAAAAAGGCAGGCAGGUGGUUAUGGUGGUUCCCUCCCAUCCCACCACAUAAAGUUUCUGAGACUUGAGAACAGCAAAAUGCUGUUAAAGGGAAAUAUUAAGAAUGAGAAUCUGCAGUAAGGGUGAUUCUGUGCCCACAGUUCUUCAAUUAUUUAUACCGUUUUACCCACAUGUGGUGUUACCAAAGCCGGGCAGAACCAUGCUAGCGGAAGAUGUGAAAUCCAGAUAGCUCAUUAUUGCCAAGAGCUAGGCAGCUUUGAUCUCCAAAUUGUUAUUGCUUUCAUUUUUAUUGUAAUGGAAUUGCUUUGUUUUGUUUUGUUUUUUUGUUUUUGUAUUGAAGAGGGUUGCUUUCCCUUUAUUUUUCAUAAGCUAAUGUAAAUGAAGAAAAAAUGUCUUCUCUGGGCUGUAGGCCUGGCUCAGCGUACACAGGUAUACAUCCUAAGCUCUCUAUGUUCUCUAAUCUGUGGUGACUGAGCAUGUGUCUCAAUGCACGGGGCAUUUCUACCUGUGUUUCUGCAGCACCCCCACUGCCUUGAGUCCCCAGCAGUGCUGUUAUUUGCCUAACACCUGUAGCCAUCUGCCACGCAGCCAGACGUGAAACGCUGAGACAGAGACCAUUUAGGUUAAAUACGACAGCUUAUCCUGCUGGAUGGGGAAAGUAAAAAAUAUGCUGGUUCAAGGCCUAAAGUAAAAUGAUCAAUAAUGUUUGUAGCAUUAAUGAAAUAUUUUCAAGAAAUGUGUCCAGGGGUAGCACUGGCUAUGUUGACGAGGCCUUUGGUAACUCAGAGAGCUCUUGGCCCUGAUGGGGACUUGCCCUUGCGCUUUCUUUAUCAGGCUCUGAGUUCACACGGAGCCUCUGGCACUUCCCUGCUGUCUUGGGAGAAAGGAAACUGGUUGCCGUGGCAGGUUGUGGAAUCUGUUGCUGGAACCAGGCUGGAAGCCCACCUGGUAGUGAACAGGGCCCAGUGGGGCAGGCUGGGCAUGUUGUGGUCUAUGGGUUUGUUUCCUGGAGAAUGUUCAGGAAUGUCUUCCCGGCUGCUUUGGUGCUGAGCUCUAUUAUCUCACAGCACGUCCAGAAGGCUAACCCAGGUGGGGAGGAUGCUGACACCAGCUCCAGGUGGAGUUGGUGGUCUUAAUUUGGAGAUGCAGGGGCAACCUGUGACCCUUUGAGGCAAGAGCCCUGCACCCGGCUGUCCCGUGCAGCCGUGGGCAGGGGCUGCACACGGAGGGGCAGGCGGGCCAGUUCAGGGUCCGUGCCAGGCCCUCCUCAGUGCCCUGUGAAGGCCCCCUGUCCUCCGUGCGGCUGGGCGCCAGCACCAGGGAGUUUCUAUGGCAACCUUAGUGAUUAUUAAGGAACACUGUCAGUUUUAUGAACAUAUGCUCAAAUGAAAUUCUACUUUAGGAGGAAAGGAUUGGAACAGCAUGUCACAAGGCUGUUAAUUAACAGAGAGACCUUAUUGGAUGGAGAUCACAUCUGUUAAAUAGAAUACCUCAACUCUACGUUGUUUUCUUGGAGAUAAAUAAUAGUUUCAAGUUUUUGUUUGUUUGUUUUACCUAAUUACCUGAAAGCAAAUACCAAAGGCUGAUGUCUGUAUAUGGGGCAAAGGGUCAGUAUAUUUUUCAGUGUUUUUUUUUUCUUUUUACCAGCUAUUUUGCAUUUAAAGUGAACAUUGUGUUUGGAAUAAAUACUUUUUAAAAAUA
This is a messenger RNA of Pan troglodytes (chimpanzee), 6041 nucleotides long. RefSeq names its product interleukin 6 receptor (gene IL6R). Gene Ontology annotation, cellular component: external side of plasma membrane; membrane. Gene Ontology annotation, biological process: cytokine-mediated signaling pathway; immunoglobulin mediated immune response. Gene Ontology annotation, molecular function: cytokine receptor activity; protein binding. The record is from RefSeq and is a predicted model, not a curated record. The transcript has 11 exons. Lineage: Eukaryota; Metazoa; Chordata; Mammalia; Primates; Hominidae. The coding region runs from base 488 to 1942 and encodes 484 amino acids.